CUCGCUCCGUCCCUCAUAUCCCCGCCCCCCUCGUUUCGGCCAGCAGCGCGGCGGCGGUUGACGCACCGACACUCGUACCUGCGACCGAAGCGCCACGGACGCCACGGACUCUGAUCAAGCCGUUACCAUAAUGUCCACGGAUGGGGGCUUUGCAGGAGGUAACAGUGAUGCCCAGCAGUGCCUUCAGUCUUUCUGGCCUCGGGUCAUGGAAGAGAUUCGAAACCUAACAGUGAAAGACUUCAGAGUUCAGGAACUUCCAUUGGCACGCAUUAAGAAGAUCAUGAAACUAGAUGAAGAUGUGAAGAUGAUCAGUGCGGAGGCACCCGUUCUUUUUGCUAAGGCUGCUCAGAUAUUCAUCACGGAACUGACGUUACGAGCCUGGAUACACACAGAAGACAAUAAGCGCAGGACCUUGCAGAGAAAUGAUAUUGCCAUGGCCAUCACCAAGUUCGAUCAGUUUGACUUUCUCAUUGACAUCGUUCCAAGGGAUGAACUUAAACCUCCCAAGCGCCAGGAGGAGGUGCGCCAGGCCGUGACCCCAGCGGAGCCUGUGCAGUACUACUUCACGCUUGCUCAGCAGCCGGCAGCGGUGCAGGUGCAGGGCCAGCAGCAGGGGCAGCAAACGACCACGUCCACCACCACGAUCCAGCCAGGGCAGAUCAUCAUCGCACAGCCUCAGCAAGGGCAGACCACGCCCGUCACCAUGCAGGUGGGCGAAGGGCAGCAGGUGCAGAUUGUCCAGGCACAGCCGCAGGGCCAGGCGCAGCCGGCGCAGAGCGGCACCGGGCAGACCAUGCAAGUCAUGCAGCAGAUCAUCACCAACACAGGCGAAAUCCAGCAGAUCCCGGUUCAGCUCAAUGCCGGCCAGCUGCAGUAUAUCCGCUUAGCACAGCCCGUGUCUGGCACUCAGGUGGUCCAGGGCCAGAUCCAGACGCUUACAGCCAACACACAGCAGAUUGCACAGACGGAAGUUCAACAGGGACAGCAGCAGUUCAGCCAGUUUACAGAUGGACAGCAACUGUAUCAGAUCCAGCAAGUGACUAUGCCGGCUGGUCAGGACAUCACCCAACCCAUGUUCAUUCAAUCCACCAAUCAGACGACAGACGGACAGGCCCCGCAGGUUACAGGAGACUGACAUGGUCCGGGCAGGAGGGUUCCUGCUGCCGCAGAAUUCACGCCAACUUGAUUGAUGUACCACCGACCAGGUCCAGAAGGCCUCCGUAACUUGCUUCUUCCCCGCCCCUUCCCCAAUAUAUAUCUUCAUUUGAUACCAAGCAACCAAGGGCUGUGAUCUGCAUUGUAUUAUAUGAACUGCUUCAGUCUGGUGGGAGGAAGUCCUACCCCACGAACUGAAAACGACGCAAUAUUUUUCUUUCAGGAUUUUUUUAGAAGUUGCAAAUUCUACAUGGCUCUGUACACACUGACGAAUUUUUAUAAGGAACUGUCAAACGAUGUCACUAUUCCUCAUUUCUCUAUUUCUUCAAUGGUCCGGCAUCUUUUCUUUGGCUCUUCCACUUCCCGUCCGAUAACCUUCAGGUUCCAGGAUUUGCAUCCCGUACCACCCCUGCUUUAGCAUUAGAUGGAUAUAUCCUAUUAUUAUAAUUCAGUCAUUAAGUGUGUGAGUGUACAAGUGUAAGUGUGUGUGUGUGUGUGUGUGUGUGUGUGUGUGUGUGUGUGUGAAUGAAUAUGAGAGAGAGAGAGAGAGCUAGCUGGGGUUUCUCAAUUUUUUCAAAAAAACGUCCCAGACGUAGGUGCUGCUAUCUGCAGCUUCCAAGGACAAAAUCCAAGCCACAGGUGUUUCUGUAUUAAACCUAUUUUCUAAAGGCUUUAAAGUUAGCCUUGACUUAUUUUGGAAAUAUUUAACAUUUGGAUACGCAGAUAUGCGUUAUUGGUUAAGUGUAUGAAGUUCGGUCAAUUCCUGUGUUUAAAAGCUGCAUGAAAUGCAAUAAACUCCCCCCCCCCUCUAUGGUACUAAAGUA
Messenger RNA from Elgaria multicarinata webbii, 1979 nucleotides. It is a transcript of the gene NFYC, whose product is annotated as nuclear transcription factor Y subunit gamma. The record is from RefSeq and is a predicted model, not a curated record. Gene Ontology annotation, cellular component: CCAAT-binding factor complex; nucleus. Lineage: Eukaryota; Metazoa; Chordata; Lepidosauria; Squamata; Anguidae. Gene Ontology annotation, molecular function: DNA-binding transcription activator activity, RNA polymerase II-specific; protein heterodimerization activity; RNA polymerase II cis-regulatory region sequence-specific DNA binding. Gene Ontology annotation, biological process: regulation of transcription by RNA polymerase II. The transcript is spliced from 10 exons. The coding region runs from base 131 to 1135 and encodes 334 amino acids.